Messenger RNA from Phyllopteryx taeniolatus (common seadragon), 3478 nucleotides. It is a transcript of the gene coil, whose product is annotated as coilin p80. The transcript is spliced from 7 exons. Gene Ontology annotation, molecular function: U2 snRNA binding; U1 snRNA binding. Lineage: Eukaryota; Metazoa; Chordata; Actinopteri; Syngnathiformes; Syngnathidae. Bases 238 to 1581 code for a protein of 447 amino acids. The record is from RefSeq and is a predicted model, not a curated record. Gene Ontology annotation, biological process: spliceosomal snRNP assembly. Gene Ontology annotation, cellular component: Cajal body.
UUCUUGCCGUCCACACACGGACUGUGCUGACACUUUGCCCCCACUAGCUACGGCGACGCAUCUUAAAAGAGGCGUAAUCUAUCUACCUUAUUCAUAUCUAUGAUACAGGAGCUAGGAACCAUAGAUAUCGUAGUCAAUGCUCUAUGCUCUACAGUCGGAAGGUUGCAAUUAAGAGAAGUACAUGACAUUUAGCCAUGGUCGAUACUCUGUAGUAACCCAAACAUAACCAUUAGCGACAUGGCUACGCGUUGUAGCAACCACAUCCGCGUACGUUUGCACUUUGACUAUCCGCCACCGGCAGUCGUGGAUUGUCGCAUGUGCUGGCUGCUUGUGGAUUUAAACACAUGUCGCAUGGUGUCCGACCUGGAGAGCACCAUCAGAGAUAAAUUUGAGUUCAGCCGUCGGAGCAUUAUCAGCCUCUUCAUAGAGGAUUGCUAUCUACUCCACACGGAAAGCAUUUAUGUUGUACGGGAUAACGACUGCCUCAGAGUGAAGGUGGACUGUGUGUCCCACCUUAAUGGGCUCAGCCACCAUCUAAAUAAACCAAGUGAAAACUGCAAAAAGAGACAGAGACGCAACAAGGAAAAAAAUAGCGGCGAAAAUGUAACAUGUGUGGAACCAAUGGAAACAAAGAGGAAGAAAAAGGAGAUUCUGCAAGGCGAUACCAAAAAGACACCUGGUGUGGACACGGACAAUCGAAAAAAUAAACUAUCAAAGAAGAAAAAGCAGAAGGUAGAGGGAAAUAGUCUGACAGCUACCGACCAACCAGAAUUUCUUCCCCUCCAAAAUCACAAAGACCACCCAAGCUCCAAGAUUAAGGAUAUACACCAAACAAAAUCGCAGAAGACCCCUUCUUCAGAUUACUGUAGUGUGCAGGAUGAAGUCCCCAACAAAACAGGAACCAAAACAGACUCUUCUAUCCCUGCCAAAGUGCCUCAUCCCUCAAAAGUACCAAGCAGCAGUCCUGCCAAGAUUUGUUCCUCCUCCUCAGAUACAGGCUCCUCGGAUGAGGACACCACUGUGGAUCCCAAGCCUAAAAAUAAUGAUUUACCCGACAUUAGAUUACGAUUGAAUCACAAGUCGUGUUCUAAACAAUCAAACUGUGCACAGAAAAAUCAUUCAAGUGUGUCAGUAUUCCCCCUUGACCAAAUCAAAAUGUCUCAGGAGUCUUGUGACAUAAACAAUGGGGACAAGGCAGAUCUGGUUAACCUGCAGCGCACGCAACAAGAAAGUCUCAGUAACGGUGUUAAAAAUGCUCCACAAGAUUACGGUGCUAUGCCCCUUCUAGCUGCCCCUCCACAAGUGGGACAGAAGAUUGCAUUUAAGUUGCUGGAACUUACUGAGAAUUAUACACCAGAGGUGUCGGAAUACAAGGAGGGUAUGAUUAUGAGCUUUGACCCAAUCACGAAACAGAUUGAGCUGGAAUUGCUUUCUGCUUCACAAGCCCCUUUUGAGCCUGGCAAGUUUGACCUGGUGUAUCAGAACUCAGACGGAUCCGAGAUUGUGGAGUAUGCUGUGUCCAGAGGAUCCAAGGUAACAGAGCAGUGGGACUCUCUACUGGAACCAAGGCUUAUUAUUUAAGUCAGUGCACAAUUGUAUCCUCACUCUAUUUGACCAGACACAUUAGGUUUCACUGUAAUUAUGCGAAAAUGUUUUGUCCCUCUUUUUAUGUAAGCACCUGAUCUUUAUGGGACACUAACAAAUCCAUUUUUAAUACGUUUUCUACAUGUUCUUCAAAAUGUGGAUCAGACUCCAUAUAUUGCCUUUCACUUCCCUAUGAUGGUGUCCAGAUCUCGGACGUUAGAGUUUUUGGUGAGAUUAAAACACUGCAGUCAUUUUUUGCCUUAUCUGGUCUUUGCUACAACACAAGUGAUCAUUAUCUAUUAUUGUGGUACUUUGGAUAGCAUAUCCGGAAUAUAAGAAUAUAUCAUAAUUUAGUUUGAGUUUAUUCAAGAUUCCUGCUCACAGUGAACACUGAAUUGGAGCAAGAAUCAAAUUUUAAGAAUUGGCUUGUCAUUACUCAUAUAGUAUAUUUUCAUGAAGACUUUGUGAUUCCUAAAAUGACACCAAAGGCACUUCAUAGUGAUAUUGACACAUAUUAGGGAAUCACCGCUCCUGGAGGAUGAUCAUAUACAUUUUUAAUUUUGGAGAAAAAUGAAAAUAACGGGUGUGCCACAAAAAAAAAACACUGGUGGAGAGGCAAGAAAACAUUGUAGUCAUCACCUAACAUCGACAUCAGAUUGAAUUUGCAAAUUAGUCAGCAGUUAAAUAAGAGCGAUCACACCUUGGAGAGCUGAUGCACCAAGUGGAUUGACAACACGAGAUGUCCGAACGAAGGAUAGAACAUCUUCAAGAAGGUAAAAACAUUACAGAAUGUUGCGAAAUAGGUUGUUUUUUCCCUGUGAGCAGUGUCUAAAAUCCGGGAGGUUGUAAAAGUGAAGCGUCCUGGUUGACCAAGGAAGACUUCAAAGCGUCAAGAUAGAAACUGGAAGCAAUAUCUCUUGAAAAUAGAACAUGCACAACAAAACAAAUGAGGUACAAAUGGGCGUAAACUGGAGCCAACGUCUGUCACCGAACGGUAAGGGAAUGGGAUUUACAUUGAGAAAAGCCAAACGAAAGCCAUCCAUGACACAUACACAGAAAUAAACGAGGCUACAACAGUGGGCAAUAGAAAAGCAAUCAUCAAAUGUGGAUGACUGGAUGAAAGGGAUUCCGUGAUGACUCUGCAUUGGGUAAGGUGAUGAUGCUGGAACCUUUGUUUGGUGCUGUUCCAAUGACAUUUAUGAAGAUGGCUGCCUGAAGAAACCAUGCAAAUAGCCACAGUCACUGAUGGAAUGGGGCUGCAUGUCAGAUAAAGGCACAGGGGAGAGGGCGGUCAUUACAUCUUUCAUGAAUGCACACGUUUACAUCGAGAAUUUGGACACUUCUGAUUCCAUUGAUCAAAAGGAUGUUUGGCAAUGCCAUUGGGUUUCAAGAUGAUAAUGCAGAGAGCAAAAAAAAACUUCCUUCACGAAAGACAAUGUCAAAGCCUGCAAAUAGUCCAGAUCUCAAUCCAAUUGAAAUGGUGUAGUGGAAAUGAAAGAAAUGACAAUGACAAGGCUCCCAACCUGCAAAGCUGAGCUGGUGACAGCAAUCAGAGGAAGUUUGAGCCAGACUGAUGAAGAAUACGCUUGGUGACUGACUGAUGAAGUCCUUGCCUCGGAGGCUGCAAGCUGUUAUAAAAGCAGGAGGUGGUGCAAGGAAGUACUAGUAGUGCAGUGUGUAGUGUUUUUGUUUUUUUGUGUUUUUUUUUUUGGGGGGGGGGGGGUUUGUUUUUCGUUUCCAUUUUUUUUCCUCAGAAUUGAACGAUUCCAUAUUUCCUUCCUGGACUUUUUCCUGGAAUUGUGACUUACUAAAUGUUUCUUUCUUGCUGUUUUUGUUUUGUUUUUUAAGCUAGAAGGGUGGUAUUUUGAAUAAAAUUUGUUUUGUGGAACAUCCA